Molecule: messenger RNA, 1366 nt
Organism: Patella vulgata (common limpet)
Lineage: Eukaryota; Metazoa; Mollusca; Gastropoda; Patellidae
Product: leucine-rich melanocyte differentiation-associated protein
Exons: 6
Coding region: 258-830 (190 amino acids)
Source: RefSeq, a predicted model, not a curated record
AACAGAUUGCCAUUUAAUAUCGCGAUUCGUCUUAUCACGUGACUAUUAAAAUGGCGACUGCCACAAUAACAAAGAAAUUGAGAACCGAAUGAUGAAGAUUUAUAAUAUAGUAUGAUUAUUUGAAUAACAUUGUCCAAUAGUUAUCGUGAUUCAUAAAUACUAGUAAUACAGUAAGUUUUGUUCAACAGUGCUGUAACUACCGAGUAGUUCAUUGAAAAUAUGCCCAAACUGUGUGCAACACCAUACUCAAAGUCUAGAUGAUAUCAGUUGCACCAAUAUCAGAACUUUCCAUGGCAGAGUCAGGAGCCCGCGCUAGAUGGUCUUUGGCCUAUCUUGAUAUAACUGAAACACCACCAGACCUUACAGAAAAAUAUGGAAAACAUGUAGAAGAACUUGAUAUCAGUAAUAAUAGAGUUGCAGAUUUAAGGUUUUUGUCUGAAUUUCCACGACUGAAUACGCUAGUGGCUGAUCACAACAACAUACACUCACAAGUAAAGAUACCUUUUAUGCCCAAUUUACACACUAUAUGGAUGAAUCACAACAAAAUCAAAAAUCUUAGUGUAUUUAUUGCUACUUUAUCUAAAAACUGUCCUAGGUUACGAUAUUUAUCUCUGAUGAAUAAUGAAGCAGCACCUAGUUAUUUUAAUGGUGGUACAUUACAACAGUAUAAUGAAUUCAGGUAUUUUGUUAUCAGCAGUUUACCUCGAUUGGAGCAUUUAGAUUUUCAACCUGUAACACCAGAAGAACGCAUCGAAGCCGAGAAAGCGUAUGGCCUUUACGUAGUAAGAAGAAGAAAGAAAAAAGAAAGUCCAGCAUCUGUAGAUGAAUGAGUGUCACUUUACAACUAUUUUAUUUUGUAAUUUGAUCUUUUAUUAUAGUUUAGAUACUAAUGCUUCCAAAUGUCAUUUUUAAUUUAUUAUACAUACAUUAUGCAAGAGCUAAAUCUGCCUAUUGUUGGUCUUACUUUAGGCCUGAAAUGCUAUCUAAAUUAUUAAUUAGACAUUAGUUAACUUAUCAAGACCAUAAUCAACUCUCGAUGCCAUAGGAUAUCUCCGGUAUUAAGUAGAUAACGGUUCAGCCAUAUUUUAAUUUAAUUUAAAAAUGGUGAAGCGAGGCUAAGCUUUGAACAACCGGUACAGUGGUUGCAAUUAAUGCACACAUCGUGUCAAACCUUCAAAAGUUCAUAUCUUCGCUCACAAUGUAAUUUUCAGUAUAUUCAUUUUGCAUUCUCUGUUUUCAAACUAUUAUAGUAAGAAUGACCAGCUCUUUAUCUAAAUCUUACAUAAUGUAUCUUUAAUUGUAUAUUUUAUUUAAUGCUGUAAAUAUGAAACAAAUCUACUGCUAAUAAAUAAACCAGAGAACACAA